AUGGAGAGUUCUGAAGAUGAUGCGGGCACCGCAACAAGCACUUCCCGCCGCCCAUCGGCGCGGGAAAAGGACGUCGAGCGACCUGAAAACGUCUGUGCAACUGGAAGUUUACAGCAAAAAUCAUCUGAAGCGCCAGUGUGUUGCGAAACCCCCGCGAUGUCGGAAGAUAAUUUCGAUGGAGAGAGCGUUUCUUCGCCGUCGACGCAAGACGUCAACACAAGCACUGAAGCGAUCUUAGACAUGAUCGACGAGAUUGUUGAUGGGCCUGGAGCACCAAAGCGAUUGCCACUUACCUUGCAAAACGUAGAGAACGUCGCGAAACUUGACACUGCUGAAUGUUUAGGCGUUGUAACACAAACGUCAAAUAGUGAACCUGAGGGCAAUCUGUUACAGGAGUCAGUUUUGGAAAGUACUAAAAAAGCUAAAGUUGAUGAUGAAAAACUGAGUUCUGCUAAUGUCCAAUUAGGCAGCGCGUUUAUACAUGAUGUAUCAACAAAAACAAUUGACUUGCCAGAAGUUGACAGUCAUACGCUUUCAAGUAAGAUAUCUGAAUCAACAAGUACUCAUGACUCUGUAGAAUUGAGUUCGGUGGUGCCACAUAGCCGACCACUUUCUAGUAUUCCUUCCAGCAGUGUAGUGCAAACAGAACAAAGUGUAUCUGAUAGCAAUGAAACUCAAACAUGUGAACGGACAGUAAAGUGUGUGUCAUCAAGUGAUAACCAAGACAAUGUUGUAGGCAGUGCUGAAUGUACUUCAAGUGACAAUAGUUUAAGUCAAAAUAGAGCUGUAGUUUUAGAUCAUGUUACUCAAUCACCAUUACGACGACGCCUUGUAAGGCCAGCGCCCAGUGACCGCCGCCCCGACUCCACUGUGUCUUCUACAGUUGACUUGCAAAGUAUUAAUGUUGUAGCUUGUGAACAAUCUAGUAGUGAGUGUAUUGUCAAGGAUGUGUCCAGUUCGUCAGAUGCAGUACCUGUACAUGGUAAUGUUAAGCCAGAUGAGAUUAGAAAUGUAAAUGAAGUAAGUAUCUGCAAAGCAGAAACAUCGGUGAGUCCCCUUAAAAGAAUUAAGCUUAAUAGACAAAAAGUUAAUACCCAAGUAAGCUGUAGAGACAUAACACUUGAUCAACAAUCAUCUGUUACGAGUGAACAAUGUCAAUCAACUUCAGGGACUAUUUUAAAUGAAUCUGGUUCCGAUUCUACAAAUAUAAUAAGCACAUCAAAAUCGGAUAUUACAGAUUGUAAUGAGGUUUUAAAUGUAAAAAGUAAAAUUAUUCAAAAACAUAUUCCAAUAGACCUUUGUAUUUCAUCUGAAGAGCCUUUGAAUGAGUGUUGUAUUGAAAAAUCACAAAAUGAAGCAGCAAUACUUCUAACAAAUCAAUGCACAAGUAAUGCACCCCCGUCUCAAGAAAGUCUGAUAAAUAAUGAUCUGAAAAAAGUUCCACCAAUAAAACUAAAUCUUUCUGCUACUUGUGGGAAGGAUUCAGUCUCAGAUUUAAGUGUAAAACUUUCUGAACAUAAAAGUGACAAUAGCUGCAGUAAGCAAGUAGCUGAGGAAUCUGACUCAACCAAACAAGUACCAAAAUUAACUAUCAAACUGAGUAAUAAACAAACCGAGGAACUAAAACCUCCUGUUCCAAAAUUGACUAUAAAACCAAUUAGAGUGCCUUUAGAAGAAGAAAUCAUUAAAUCUGAUAUUCAAAAUGAAAUUCCAUGUGUAACUAAAUUAAAUAUUAAACCUAUUCCUAAAAGACCAGAGAAAAUAAAUAAAAUUCAUCGUAAAUCUAGUAGCAGUGAAAUAUCCGAAUCAGAAUGUUCUGAAAAUGAUGAUAGUCCUAGUACAUCAGAUCAAGCCUCAACAUCAGAUCAAGGACCAGUUGAUGUUGUACCAAAAGUAACUAUAAAACUUGGUAAAGUUGGCACUGAAACUGAAGGGCAAUUCUAUACAGAAAGAAAUAUAACAAAACUUACAAUAAAAGGUAUUCAGCAGAAUGAAAAUGAAGAGCAAGACCAUUCAUCAAAUUUAAAACGUGUCAUUAGUCAACCUGAAGAUAAGCCAACAGAUAAAAUACCAAAAUUAACAAUUAAAACCAUAGCUAAGACUGAGAGUCAACCACUAAGUCCAAAGUUUACCAUAAAGCCUAUAAAACAACCAGAAACUGCAAAUAAAGACAGCAUAAUUGAUCAAACAGAAAAUCAGCAUAUACAAAAACCAAAAAUAUCUACGGAUUCAUGUUCACCUAGUGUUGAAGGAAAAGAUAUUAUGCAUGUACCCAAAAUUACAAUUAAACCUGUUGUUAAAACGGAAUCUUCAAAAAAAUGCAGUACUUCAUCUGAAAGUUACGAAAACAUCCCAGUUGUAACAAAGCUCAAUAUAAAGCCGAUUAUUAAACCUUCAGAAAGCAAUGAAAUAAUGGAAAAUUUGGAUGAUAAAGUUCCUGUAGUUUCAAAAUUAAACAUUAAGCCUAUAGUUAAACCAAAAGAAAAUGAGAUAGAUUGUAACAAAGAAGAUUUACCUAAAAUUACAAAAUUACAUAUUAAACCAAUAAAAAACCCUGAGGUGAAACCAUCGGAAGAAGAGGACUGUGAUUCAAAAAUUGAAACAAAUGCAAAUAGUAUACCUGUUGUUACUAAAAUUAAUAUUAAGCCCAUAGUUAAGCCUAUAUGUGAUGAUGUAUCAAAAGAUGAAAAUUUUGGGCAUCAGUCUUCAGAAAAUUCAAGUGAUGACAACUCUGACCAAAUACCUGUGGUUACAAAAUUAAAUAUAAAACCUAUAAUAAGACCAAAUGAAGGUGAGGAAUCAAAACCUGGCAUAUCAAAUGAUGACAGUAUUCCUAUUGUAACAAAACUUAAUAUAAAACCAAUACUGAAGCCAGAAGAAAAUACUUCCGCUUUAUCACCUAAAAAAGAAAGCUUAAGAAGUUCUGAUCAUAGGAAUUCUAUAAUACCUGUUGUUACUAAAUUAAAUAUUAAGCCUGUUUUAAAACCUGAAGAAACACACAAAGUUAUGCAUGAAGCAGAAGAUUUGACAGUAAAAAAUCCUCCAUUGGUUAUGAAAAUCAAUAUGAAAACUGUGGAUACUGGUAGUAGUGAAAAAGUUCUUAUUAAUUCAGACAAAUGUGGUGACAAUGAAGGACACAUAAAUAAUGCAGUGGAUGAUGUAUCUAUAAUGUCAAAAAUGUUAAAUAUUAAGCCCCAAUCAAAAAUAGUUAGUGAAGAUGUAUCUUCUAAUAAAUCUUCUGAUGAUAAUGAACAAAAUACUGCAUUUGUUGAAGAUAUAUCAAGUAGUGUAAUUAUUAAGGAUACAGAGGAUCAAUCUAAUAGUUUACAUUGUGUGCUAAAACAAAACUGUGUUGCUGGUGUUAAUGAAAAAGUUAGUAAUAUGCAGAAUAUUGAAACACCUGCAGAAGAAACAUUAUUGGAUGUCAAGAAAAAACUGUCAACUUGUGAUACUCCCAUGUCUAAAGAAAGUGCAAUUCAACAUCCCAUACCACACAAAUCUGACAGUGUUUCUAAUCUAAAUAAAACAGAUUGUUCUCAAUCAAAUAAAUCAAGCAACGAUAAUAAUGAAAACAAUUUAAAAGCUGCUAAUUUAUCAUUUGAAUGUGUAGUGCCUAAUAUAAGCAACAAACAAAGUUCUCCAUCAACACAAAAUUGCACUUUAUUAAAGAAACUUCUAGAGACUAAGAAUGAAAGCUUAGGUGUAAAAAUGGAUGAAAAUCAAACUGUAAUAAGUAAUUGUUCGUCUCCAACCUUAAGAUCGAAAACCCCAGUCUCCGAUCACAAGGAAGAAGCAACCUUAAACAGUAGUACUAAUAUAACAAAUUCAGGAGCUUGCCAUAAAAUUGAUAUUGCCAAUAAUGAACCCAUUAGUUCAAGCGAUGGAAUUAUUAACAGUUCAAUUAGAAAUCAUUUAAUGGAGGGAAUUACAAAAGAAAUUAAUGAAAAUUUAACAAAACCUUUAGAAAUUAAUGUAUCAGAAAAAAUAACAAAUCAAAAUGUAGCAGAACAAGACUCACCUCGAAUAAUAUUAAAGAUUAAUAAGACUGAUCAUGGCCCUUCAGCUAAAAUUAUGACAGAAGACAUAAAAAUACCAGAACAACAAAUUUAUACAGCUGAAAAUACUCAAGAUGAAAUUAAUGAUAGCGAAAACAUUAAAAAGAAUACCUUAAACAGCAGGAGAAAAACAUUUGGAAAUAUUAAUCCAACUUUACAAUUAGGUAAAAGAUUAAGGAGUUCCAGGAUAGUAGAAAAUGCAGAUAAAUCUCCCACAUCAAAAAAGAAUAUUUUAAAAAGGCCAUCAACUACAGAUACUAGUCCAACUCCGAAUAAAGAACCAGAGCUAUCUGUUCUUGAAACAAAAAGGUUGAAGUUGGGACAACUUUUAUCCAAUAAAUCAUUAUCUGUAACACCAGUGGUUACCAAAACUGAACAGUUAUCGCCAGCAAAAAAGCCAUCUGUAGAGAUUAAGCAAGCGGGAAAAAAUGUAAAUCACAAUGUAUUAAAUAGCGAAAAUUGUUCCAAAAAUGGCAAUUCCAAAUUACAUAACAUUUUAUCCAAUUUGCAUUCUAAUCAACAAAUACAAGUAAAACCCUUCAAUGAUAUUUGUCAUUCUGAUAAGAAACAAAAUUUAACUCCAGAACCUGAAUCUAGUGCUUCAACAGGUAGCUGUGACCGAGUUGAAUUGAUGCCAAUAGGAAAAGAUCAACCUGAGGUGCAAGAAUUGAUUUUCCAUGAUAACUCGGGGUCACAUGAUUUUAACAUGGCAUCUGAAGAAAUAGCUCAAGAUCCAUUGGAAGUAGAUUGUCCAAAACCUCCAUCAGGAAUUCGUAUUGAAAAUUUUAACAUUCCUAAGCCUACACCACCACUCAUGGUAUCUACGCCGCAACCAAGGAAGCGUGGUAGGCCACGAAAAAUUCCUCUGUCAGAAGGUGCCAAGGUUGUCUUGCCUACACCUGCGCUUGAAGAGAGACCUCAAAGAUCUUUACGCUUAUCGAGGGAUAGACCUAUGAUAUUAACAAAACCAAGAGGUAGAGGACGAGGACGUGGGUCACGACGUCUAGAUAACUCUUCCAAUCCAUCCUCAUCUGAAACAGUGAUGGAAGCAGCAAACAAAUUUUUUGAAGAGCAUAAAUCUGGAGAAGCUAUUGAUCCUACUAGUUCAAGAAUAAAACUUCCACGGAUGACUGAAGCUUUGGAUAAGAUGCCUUGUUCAACACCACUCAGCAGUAGGAGACGGAAUUCAUCAAUAGGAGAUUUGAAACUCUUCAGUGAUGUUUCAGAAUUGAAAGUUGUACUUGAUGGUACACUGCCUAACUUGGAUGAUUCAUUUAUGAAGUCACCGGAAGGUGGAGAGCGCCGGGGGCGAGGUUCACGAGGGGGGCGAGGGAGUAGAGGUGGUAGAGGCCGUGGAGUUAGUCGUGGCCCACGAGGUCGAGGCAGAGGACGUGGCGGUGGUCGCGGUGCUAAGUACAUGAAGGAAACCUUGGGCAUUUACGGUCGUGUCUGUGGUCCUGCUACAACAACAGUACAAUUGUUUGAAGAGGAAACUUGCAUGAUGGAUGACAAUGCUACUCCUGCAAAGCCAUCACAUUUACUUGAUGAGGAUUCACAAAGUUCUGUAAAAAGUUCAACUAAUGAGAGUAGUAAAACGAAAAAAUCCAAAUUUGCAGAUUUAUUUGAUAGCAAUAAAGUGUGGACAGCUGCUGAUGUUAAAGAAUACAUGUGGCCACCACCUGAGAAACCUUCAGCUGACCACCAGGUAAUGAUGAUUCAAGAACAAGUUGCUAUGUUCCUUGGUGUCAAAAGUUUUAAGCGGCGAUAUCCCGAAUUAAAAAGACGAACAAUUUCUGGCGAGGAAAGGGAUUAUGUUUUAAGCAAAGGACUAGUUACGGAAGCACUUUGUGAUCUUGGAAUUACUGCAGUAGAUGCAAGUGAAGUCUUAGACAUUAUGCUAUCGGACUACCCACAUAAGUAUGAGGAAUAUCGUUCCCAUCAAUGCCGGAGGCAGCUAACUGAACCUCAGGAGGAGACAGUGGAAGAAAUAAAACAGGAGAUAAAGGUGGAGAAAAUUGAAAUGAAACAAGAGCAAAAAUCAAUAGACAAUAAACCAGAACAAUCAAAAGUCGACCUGGAAAAGACUAGACAGGAUAUGGCGGCCGCGGCGAUUGCGUCGGCGAGCGAGUGGAACGCGCGGCUGAACGCGUCACGGCGGCCGGCGUGCGCGGACCUUCAGUCGCUGACGCUGCAGCGCAGGCGUGCGCCGCCCGCCGCACCACCGCCGCCCCGCGUGCGCCCGCCGCACGGCUUCUACCCGCUGGCGCUGCUGCCCGGCCAGUACCAGCACUGCUACCGCGUGUACUCCAGCGAACAGCUCAGGCCAGUACCAGCACUGCUACCGCGUGUACUCCAGCGACCAGCUCAGGUGGGGUGCCGCCGCACGGCAUCUACCCGCUGGUACUGCUGCCUAGUCAGUACCAGCACUGCUACCGCGUGUACUCCAGCGACCAGCUCAGGUGAGGUGCCGCUGCCCGGCUUUUACUCACUGGCGCUACUGCCCGGCCAGUACCAGCACUGCUACCGCGUGUACUCCAGCGAACAGCUCAGAUACUUCCCGCUGAAUACGGCACUAGCGGCCCCGCCUGCUUUAGCGUCUGUCGAGUCCAGCUCUGACUCGGAGCCGGACUGGAUCGAGCGCUCUUCCUCCGCGGAAUCCGACGUCGAGUCGCACCCUCCCAAGCGUAAGAAGCUGAUAAAAACCAAACGCAGCAGUCAAGCUGAGUCAAGUCAAGUGGUUGUGAAGGAGGAACCACCACAGGAGGGCGAAGUGGAUACUUGUCGUGUUUGCAAGCUGCGGCUCGAAGCCAAUCGCAAAUACACGCACGAGCGGUUCCUCGUCUGCUCCAAUUGUAACGCUAAGCUGCACCCGGGCUGCGUGGAGCUGGGCGCGGACACGAUCCGCAAGUGCCGCGAGUACGCGUGGCAGUGCGCCGAGUGCAAGACGUGCUGCGCCUGCCGUCUGCCGGCCGACGACGACAAGAUGCUGUUCUGCGACCUGUGCGAUCGCGGUUUCCACAUCUACUGCGUGGGCUUGCAGCACGUGCCUAGCGGUCGGUGGCACUGUGCGGAGUGCGCGGUGUGCAAGUCGUGCGGCGCGCGCGAACCGGGCGGCGCGGCGGGGCGCGGGGGCGCGGGCGGCGGAGGCGAGGCGCCGGCCGAGUGGCACCACCAGACGCGGCGCGGGCCCGGCGGACACAAGCUCUACUCGCAUUCGCUGUGCACGCCCUGCGCCAGGGCGUAUCGCAUCGGUCGCUACUGCCCGCUGUGCGAGCGCUCCUUCAUCGGGCCUAAGGGGACUAUGCAGCUCGUCAUAUGUAAACUCUGCGAUAGGCAACUGCAUCAAGAUUGCGUUAGGCAGACGGUGUCAAAUCUGAACGUGCUGGACUACACUUGCGGAGACUGCCGGCGCGGCGGGAUCACCUCUAGAGCGGCGGCCGUCCGCCUCGCGCCGAGGACGAUCGCAACGCUUUUUAUGGCAAAGCGCCGUUUCAACAAGUACGCGCACCGCCAAUACAUGCAGAGUCGUCUGCAAGGGCGGUCUAAAGCCUCAGAAAAUUCGAACGACAUAGUCGAUGACGCGACUAACGACGCGACCAACGACGCGAUCGAGUCGUGCGAGCGUCCCCACAGAGUCGACGACGCGUCCGACGUGUCGGACGGCGCUGAAGAAGUCCAAGACCCGCUUGACGUCGGUGACAUCCCACCCGACUCCACCGACCCGACUGAUUGA
Parnassius apollo (apollo) is the source of this 7788-nucleotide messenger RNA. Lineage: Eukaryota; Metazoa; Arthropoda; Insecta; Lepidoptera; Papilionidae. The record is from the annotation of a GenBank genome assembly.